UUCUUCAAACAAGCACAAGCAGCAGUCAAGUACGACGUUCAUUGAUCAUCCGAUCUAAAGCCAACAAGAGCUUCCCACCUCUCUUUAAAGAUAUGAUGCCUUCUAUUACUAAGAUCACCGUCUCUCUUCUUUCCUUGUUCGCCUUGUCCUCGGCCGCCCCAGCUGAAGACAUGACGAUCAAGCGUGCUGUCUCGAGUACCUGCCCAUCAUACACCAUCAUCAACACGCGAGGAACAGGUGAGCGCCAGGGCCAGUCUUCUGGCUUCCGAACAAUGAACUCCCAGAUCACCUCUCAGCUCUCGGGCGGCAAGAUCUACAACACCGUCUACCCGGCCGGCUUCUCCCAGAACUCUGCCUCCGGAACCCGGGACAUUAUCGACAAGAUCACGACCACGCUCCAAUCAUCUCCCAACGAGUGUUUUAUCCUGCAGGGAUACUCACAGGGUGCGGCCGCCACGGUCAACGCCAUGUCGUCCAUCACCGGCAACGCCUUCGACGCCGUCAAGGGCGUUUUCCUUAUUGGAGACCCGCACCACAAGAGUGGCCUCGCCUGCAACAUCGACAACAACGGCGGCACCACCACCCAGAACGUCAGUGGAUUGUCGGCUACCUUGACUCGGGGUAUUCCUGACAAUUGGGUCAGCAAGACUGCUGACGUCUGUAUCUUAGGUGACGGUGUCUGCGAUACCACAAACGGCAAUGGUAUCAAUGCCCAGCACCUCCAGUACCCCAGAGACUCUUCCACCCAGAGAAUGGGUGCCUCCUUCGCGCUUGAGAAGCUGGGGGGUCAAUAAAGGAGCGAGGAAUUCGUCCGCAGGUCGGCGGAUGGCUAGGGGCGAUAGGAUGGAUAUGAUUAUGAUAGCGUGCUUAGUAGGAAUUACACUGUUUCCACUACUGGCGAGUGGAAGAUUUAUUUGAUACCUGUAUAUGUACGAAGAGCGACCGCUACCUACUAGGUUAUUUUGUAUAAAAUACAGUCAUUUUUUCAACAGGUUCGUUGCACUCCUGAGUGUAGUCCGCUAUUAUAUUUGAUGUCCGGUGCUAGAAAUAUUGUGUCUGUGGCAUUCUAAGAGCAAUAAGGCUCUUGAACUCCAAAU
Molecule: messenger RNA, 1097 nt
Organism: Xylaria bambusicola
Lineage: Eukaryota; Fungi; Ascomycota; Sordariomycetes; Xylariales; Xylariaceae
Product: A cutinase-like protein from cryptococcus Sp
Exons: 2
Coding region: 93-794 (233 amino acids)
Molecular function (GO): hydrolase activity
Source: RefSeq, a predicted model, not a curated record